Molecule: messenger RNA, 1934 nt
Organism: Aspergillus fijiensis CBS 313.89
Lineage: Eukaryota; Fungi; Ascomycota; Eurotiomycetes; Eurotiales; Aspergillaceae
Product: type II myosin
Exons: 5
Coding region: 368-1798 (476 amino acids)
Biological process (GO): vesicle transport along actin filament; actin filament organization
Cellular component (GO): vesicle; cytoplasm; myosin complex
Molecular function (GO): actin filament binding; ATP binding; microfilament motor activity
Source: RefSeq, a predicted model, not a curated record
GGAGAGAGGUGGAGCUGGUCAACUCAAGUCAGUGACGACGCUGGCUGGUGGUGACGCUCUAGUCGACCUAACUUACCAACCUACCUUACUACCUUACUACCUUACACACUCCACUCCUUGUUUCCCUCGAUCUAAUCUUACAUUUCCCACUUCUCCCACGUCCACCGCUCAAUUUCCAUGUUCCCACCUUGUCGUCUCCCCUCUUUAAUCUGCUUCCCUUCUUCCAAUUCGGCCUGCAUGCUCCGUUAAGAGGCUACUAGACAGCUCUUUCUUUGGGCUUUCCUCGUCUCCAUUUUGUCCUAUUGCUAUUGUUAUGAUUACACGACCCUCUUGUUGAAUAAUGUUUCAUUGUUGAAUUACAGACGACAUGCUGCCCUCUCAAUCUAAUGGCUCUCCCAAACGAGUCAACCCUUUCAGUCGCGCUACGCCAUCACCUUCUUCCUCUCCCAGCCAGCAGGCAAGAGGGCUGCGCCCCAAGUCUGCUGUCGUUGCAUCGCCCAGUAAAUUCCAAGAGACACGAGGGCAUUUCCGAAACGCUUCGUCAGUCUCGCAAGCAUCUACUUCUUUAGUUCCUCGACCGGGAAUUCGCCAGAGAUCGGGCUCACUCAGGAAUGAUGCCGCGUCUGGAACCUUUGCGCCGGAGUUCAUAAAGACGGAAGAGCUCCGGCGCGGAGCCGAUCAGAUCCGGGGUCUGGAAGGCGACAAUGACUUCUCUGGGAACAAAUAUGUCUGGCUACGUGACCCUGAGAAGGCAUUCGUACGUGGACUGGUGCUGGAGGAAGGUGAAAGUGGUCGGCUGCUCGUUCAGACCGACGAUGGAGAGCAACGAGAGGUCGAGGUCGACCAAGUGGACAAGGUCAACCCGGCGAAGUUCGACAAGGCCGAUGAUAUGGCCGAAUUGACGCAUCUAAACGAGGCCUCGGUGGUUCACAACCUGCAUACCCGAUACCAAGCCGAUCUCAUCUAUACAUAUUCGGGCCUGUUCCUUGUCACCAUCAAUCCAUACUGUCCUCUGCCAAUUUACUCCAACGAAUAUGUCAAGAUGUACAAGGGACGAAAUCGGGAUGAAAACCGCCCCCACAUAUUUGCUAUGGCGGACGAGGCGUUCCGCAAUUUGGUGGAGGAAGGAGAGAACCAGAGCAUCCUGGUCACAGGAGAGUCAGGCGCAGGUAAGACCGAAAACACUAAGAAGGUUAUCCAAUAUCUUGCAGCCGUUGCGACUACGGAUACACCCUACGCUCGGUCGGGAAACAACCACUUGUCGGCAUUGUCACAGCAAAUUCUUCGCGCGAAUCCGAUUCUCGAAGCAUUUGGUAACGCGCAAACUGUUCGGAACAACAACUCCUCCCGUUUCGGCAAAUUCAUCAGGAUUGAGUUCUCCCGAGCUGGCCAGAUAUCAGGCGCGUCCAUCAAUUGGUACCUCCUUGAGAAGUCUCGUGUUGUGAAACCAAAUGCAAACGAGAGAAACUACCACAUCUUUUACCAGCUUUUGAAAGGUGCAGACCAGAAGUUAAAAGAGACUUUGCUCUUGUCGGACUUGCAGAUCCAAGAUUUCGCGUACACCAGAGAUGGUAACGAGACGAUUGCAGGGGUCUCUGAUGAGGAGGAGUGGAACCUAUUAGUCGAAGCGUUCCACGUGAUGAACUUUUCAGAUGAAGAUCAGAUGUGCAUCUUGCGCACGAUCGCUGCUGUUCUUCACCUGGGAAACGUAACAAUUGUGAAGUAUAGAAAGAGCGUGUCAUUUGCUUGGCAUCGCACCAGAGCCUUUUGUCAAAGGGUUGCUACAUCCGAGAGUUAAGGCGGGGCGUGAGUGGGUGGAGAAGGUCCAAACUCCGGAGCAGGUCCGGCUUGCUCUCGAUGCCCUGGCCAAGGGUAUCUACGAGCGUGGCUUUGGCAACCUUGUUGACCGCAUUAACGGCCAACUCGACCGUAGC